AAUGACAGUUCUGCAUAGUGUUUUUGGAAAUGAGGAAUUAAAAUUAGACAAAAAAUUUCCAUUUACAAUUUAUUGAACUGGACGCAAACAUAAAAUUAUUCAUUUACGGUUCUAGAACGGAUUUGUGAAUAGAAAUAUUGUGUGUUGAUUGUGUUGUUAAGAACAAGAAAUAAAUUAAAUUACAAAAAUAGUGUUUCAUGAAGCGAACUUUUUUUUCCUUCAAAAUCUCUUCACAGUGAAAAUUUUGUGAUUUCAUUUUGUGUGUUAUAAGUUGUUCAUGUUUAAAGCCCUCAUGCAAAGUUGACAAUGUUUUCAAAAUGAUAAUUUGAACUAUCCGAGACGAAUAAAUAAGGAAUUAAUAAUUUUAGUGCUGCUGCAGUAAAUAUUGGUUUGUGAGACAUGGAUUCCGAGGAACUAGAUCCAAGGAUUCAGGUUGAGUUGGAGAAUCUAAAUACAGCUACGGACGAUAUAAAUAAAUUGGAAAUCGAACUAGAGGAAGCCAAUUCAACAUUUCGCAUACUAUUAAACGAAUCGACAAGGCGCUUGAAAUUACUUUCAAAGAAAUUAGGUAGUUGCAUCGAAAAGGCUAGACCUUAUCAUGAGGCUCAAGAAAAGUCCCGACUAGCGCAAAUUGAGUGCCAGGCGGCUGCUGUAAAAUUUCAACGAGCUAACGAAAUAUAUGCUGCCGCAAAGGAAACGGUCGCCUUAGCUGAACAGAGAUUCAUGAGCAAUUCACAUGAGUGGCAAUUCGACAAUGCUUGGCAGGAAAUGCUCAAUCAUGCUACUAUUAAGGUUAUGGAUGCUGAGAAACAGAAAACCGAUUGCCAUGCAGAACAUCAAUUGAAAGCGAGUAUUUUUAGUGCGGCUGAAAUGAAGGUACAACAAUUGGAAGACCGUGUGCGGCGCAGCAUUCAAAAGUCCCGACCCUACUUCGACGAGAAACAAAUAUGUCAAGAUCAACUACAAACACAAAAGGAACGUAUCCAGGAGCUUCAAACACAGAUUCAAUGUGCAAAAACGAUGUAUUCGACGUCAUUGAAAAAUCUCGAACAAAUCAGCGAAGAAAUUCAUCGACAACGUGGCGAUCUGAGUGCAGUAGCACCGUCUGGUCCACGUGAGCCUGGCGUCGGAGCCGAACUGACCGUUACACAUGUGCCGGAAACAACGAAAUGCCGAUCAAACAUACUAAACGUAAAUGUACUUCCAAUGUUAGACUUUGCAGCUGAACUGGAGAAGUGUGAGGUAGCGUCACACGGCAAUACGUCGGUAGCGACCAGUUCAGCAGUCAGCGAGAAAGGUGAUGAUAGUGACGACGAUUUAGAUCUGGAAUUGUUACGACAAAAAGUAAAGGUGUUGGCGGUACGACCUGUCGAAGGCGGUGACGGACAACAAACACAGGACGUGUGGGAGAGUGAACUGAAUGACACUGUGAACAAAUUGGAUCGAUUGAUGAUGAUGCGUGAGAGUGCCAUCACAAAUCCGAUUAGCCUUCCAAGCACACCGGUUAAGAAAUCACCAAGUCCUAUAAAGAUGUUCAAAAAGGUAGAACCGCUACCCAGUGUGAAUGUAUCGAUGAGAGAACUACCGCUGCUGGCUCGAAUAUCGAAUGGAAUUGAAAAAUUCCAACGAAAGAGGAGACUGUCCUUGGAAUAAGACUAACUUCGUCUGGUGUUUUCUGGUGACGAAUGAUCGAUGUUCGCUUAGAAAGCCUUUACUUUUCGAUAAAUUAAUUUUGUGUAUUAGAAAUUGGAGGUGAGGAAACAUUUUUGUUCGAAAUAAAUAUUAUUUUUCAAGUACGUUAUUUGAAAGACAGGAGACAAGCAUUCAAAGAAUACAUUCAGUACAUAUGCCCAAUACUUUUGACGGUUUCAAAAUUGAUUGGUUAGGUAGCCAUGAAUUAAUUUUGUCCAAUUCAUUUAUGCAUACGCCAGUACGCUAAUGAGAAUCCUUCAAACAAAAUUACUUUCAUCUUAUGGCAUAGAGUUACCAGGUAUAUGUUGCUCAUUCCUCACUUAAAAUCACUCUGCUUAUUCUUGUUGGAUAU
This is a messenger RNA of Bradysia coprophila, 2044 nucleotides long. It is a transcript of the gene pcs, whose product is annotated as SH3 domain-binding protein parcas. Gene Ontology annotation, biological process: intracellular signal transduction. Gene Ontology annotation, molecular function: protein kinase inhibitor activity. Gene Ontology annotation, cellular component: cytoplasm. NCBI's taxonomy places the organism in Eukaryota, Metazoa, Arthropoda, Insecta, Diptera, Sciaridae. The record is from RefSeq and is a predicted model, not a curated record.